UAGCUUUAUUGAUCCCCGCGCGGAGGCCCCUCCCGUGUCUCCCUCCCACAUUUCUCAUCCUCGCACCGCAUCCUUGUAUUUUCGUUUACAUCUCUAUCUACUGUUCAACAAUUCUGGUCGCAAGUGCUGAAGUGGUGUCGUUGUCAAGUUGUAUAACUUUAAUGAGCCUCUGUCCUCAUUUUUGCCUGCUCGAGGCUUUACAAUUCUCUCUUCAAGUGCGAAAAGUGUUCGCUGGUGCCCGGAAGUGACGAGAAAUUUUGAUUUUCAUUAAUUUUAUUUCGUCAACCUACCGUUAUUCUAAUCGACGAAAGGAUGUACUUGCUCAAGAGUCAUUACCCAGUAAAACGGAUUUGUUCUUUGAACAAUGCUUUGCCCACUUACUCAACAGGUACACAGAUUGUGAAUCUCUCAACCGGAACCAGCAAGUCAAAACCGCUAGUUCCAAACGAGCCAGCAGGACCCUCUGUUGUCAGUGGCAAGAUACCAGGACCGAAUUCUGUAAGACUUCUACAAGAGCUAAACAGUAUCCAGCAAGCAAACUCUGUCCAGUUAUUUGCCAACUAUGGUCAAAGUGUGGGAAAUUAUCUUCUGGAUAUGGAUCAGAACUGGAUACUUGAUUGUUUCACCCAGAUCUCAUCAAUUCCUCUAGGAUACAAUCAUCCAGAUCUCUUGAAAGUAUUUGAAAACAGCAACAAUGUGAAAACCAUGCUCAACAGACCAGCUUUGGGCGUUUUUCCAGACGGAGAAUGGCCCACAAAAAUAAAAAAAGUUUUACUGGGAGUUGCACCAAAGGGGCUCUCAUCUCAUGUAACAACGAUGAUGUGUGGAUCCUGCUCUAACGAAAAUGCUUUCAAAAAUAUUUUCUUUUGGUAUAGAAAUAAAGAAAGGGGCGAUUUAUCAGAUUUUCCACCUGAGGACAUAAGUUCUUGUAUGAAAAAUCAGUCUCCUGGCUCUCCAGAUUUGUGUUUCCUUUCAUUUGAAGGUGCAUUCCAUGGACGUACUUUAGGAGCUCUUUCUACAACAAGAUCAAAAUACAUUCAUAAGAUUGAUGCUCCCUCAUUCGAUUGGCCUGUUGCUCCUUUUCCGAAGUAUCAAUACCCAUUGGAAACAUAUCAGUCGGAAAACAAAAAGGAGGAUGAAUCCAGCCUAGCAGCGGUUGAUGAGUUAUUUGAAAGCCAGCGGAAGAAGGGAAGACCGAUUGCUGGAGUCAUUGUCGAGCCAAUUCAGGCGGAAGGUGGUGAUAAUGAAGCUUCACCAGAAUUUUUCCAAAAAUUGCAAGCGAUUGUGAAAAAAUCCGAAGCAACCGUAUCGAGUUUUCAACACAUGGAUGGGUGAUCCAUCUAAAUUGCUGAUAUUGGAAGAAGUGCUGAAUGUGAUUAAACGGGACUCAUUACUUGAAAAUGUGCGUAUAACAGGGGAUGUACUGAAAUCAGGACUUCUGCGCCUUGAAGAGAAGUUUCCGCACCUGGUGAAUUCCACGAGGGGUAGAGGCACCUUUCUCGCCUUCAACGCAGCUUCAACAAAACUUAGAGAUGACAUUGUUGCCAAUCUCAAACAAAAAGGAAUUCAGUCAGGAGGAUGUGGUGAGUUAGCUGUUCGUCUGAGACCCGCGCUAGUCUUCCAACCGCAUCAUGCGAAUAUUUUCCUGGAUAUUCUAGAUCAGGUUCUGCAAAAUUCCAAUAAAUAAAGUCCGUUGCUAUUCUUUCAGCAGGAUCUUCAUUUCGGCUCGUUUCUUUCAUUGAACCUGAGUUUUUGUCAAAUAUGUCUAUGUGUAAUAAUAAAUAUCGCAAUUUAUUGCAACUUAAGCGAUUACCUACACCUUGACGAUAAGAUUAAUGCUGUAAGCGGCAAAGUGUUGCGUGCGUGGGUAUUACCUACUUACUAAUUGAAGGAACGCCUCCGCUUGAACUUCAUAAAAUUGAAAUAUGUCGAAAUUGUUCUUUCCAUUCCAAAGAGCCUGUAGGUACCUACCACUUAAUAGCCUAAUAAAGCCUAAUAGGUACUCGGAGCUUACCUCAUUGGUGUAUGAAUCGGCAUUUGUUGACCAAAUCAUUACCUGAAAAUGGUUCAAAUUCAUGAUAAUAAAAAAAGAAGAAAAUACUCGAGCAAUUUAUCGCAUUCAACAGUAACUAUAUUUCAAUAUUUGUGUUGUUUUGUGUUACAGUACAUCUGUCUUAAUAAAUUAGCCUUAUCCUUUUUAAUAAGUAUUUCUUGCGAAAGGAAAUGGCUACGAGAAAUUAUAAUUUUACUGGGGAUGAGAUUCAAUCUUGGAAUUGAAGGCAUGUAAGCUUCUGAUCAUCAUGAUGGACUUAAACUGGACAUGACAGACAUGAUGGACUGUAUUUAAAUUUUUUAAGAACCGCAAGCUCAAUAUGGUGGACUUAUUUUGAAAUCGAAGGUUUCAAAAUGAACGAUUUCUAAGCUAAGUUAAGAAAUACGUAUGUACUUUAAAACAUGAAUAUUUUUCCCUAUUUCUAUCUCCAUUUUGUUUACAGUGCAAGUUCAGAGUUCUUAAUGAUAUCCUUUCUUCCGACAGAUAUUAUUAUUUUAUUACAAUCACAGCAACCAAGUCUUCCUACUUAAGUCUUCCAGUCUAACAUAAAGACUGCAAUAUCUAUUUUAAAACGCUUUAAUGUAUAUUAUUCAACUUGUUUUUUAUUUAUUUAAUUAUUUUUUAAUUAGGGACAUUGACUUGACUCAAAUUUGUAACUUUUGAAGUCUUGCUGACACACAAACCAAGAUAAAAUAUAAAAUUUGUAACAUUUAUUCUCUGUUGUAAUUUAAAAUAAAACCUUGAUAAAACAACCGAA
Bemisia tabaci is the source of this 2810-nucleotide messenger RNA. The record is from RefSeq and is a predicted model, not a curated record. NCBI's taxonomy places the organism in Eukaryota, Metazoa, Arthropoda, Insecta, Hemiptera, Aleyrodidae.